CGUUAUAUGCUGUGUAAAUAAAACAACAUGUCAGCGCCCUAUAUAUACUUCGUUUAUUACAACGGCCUAUACGUUGAUCGUGAGAGGCUUAAUUAUUGAUAAAAACAAUCAAUAAACAGGGUCAACAGUUGGAGAAAGACAGUAUGGUGCAAGAUGGCACUUAAUAUACCACCAGCACCAUCACCACAGUCUGUUGCGCAUGCUGAUCAGGAGCAUGAAAGAACUAUCAGGUUGACUGUGUUCGUGGAAGACAGGUAUUCAACUGGUGGUCGCAUUGGCAUUCAUGUAGUGCCAACAAUCACAGUUGCUGAACUAACACAAAAGAUUUUUAGAGAAUAUGGGCUUCCACGACAUGUACAACGGUGGAUAAUCAGAAAUAGGCUUCCUGGAGAACAUGAAACGCUGCAGCAGUGUGGAGUGAACAGUCCUGGUUGUGCUGUGUAUUUAUACGUGGUUACACCUCAGAUUAACAAAAAUAUCUAGUCACCUGUAUCUGCUGUCACAAACAAACACACAAUUAAGGCUUUAGGAAUUAAUCUGUCGUGUCUUAAUUAUCAUAUAUGCUGACGUACGUGUCUGUAGUCAACAAUUGACAGGCAAUGGUAAAGUAAUUGAAAGGUAGCAUUUGCAAAUUGCUAUCAUUUUCUGUGGAUUUUAUUAAGUUUUCAAUUUAACUGGUAAUAUUAAUAAUUGAAUUCUACACAAGACAUUUACUGUAUCGGAUUUUAUCUGUGCGUUCAUGAUCAAUAUAUAAUUGUUGCACAAUAUUCAGCUAUGUUAUAGUAAAAUUAGGUGAGCAUAUUCAGCAAUAAUAAAUGGUACAAUCGCAUACUACAACGUAGUACGAAUUAGAAUUGUGCAUAUUGUGGUUCAACUAAAGAAAUAGUGUAAUAUGAUAAUAUUAAUUAUACCAGUAUUUAAUACUCUGUUAUUGCAGUAUAAUUAUAAUAAUUUACAUUAUGAAAUUACUCACUUUGAUCAAUUACCAUCUUCACAAUUUAAGGUAGUAUUCAGCAAUAUAUAAUACUCUGAUAAUAUAAGUUAACUGUACCACAGUCACAUGGAACGUUUCAAUAAUAAAAUGAUGGUAAAUAAACACGAAAUAUAUAUCAACAUAUAUAUCAAUGCCU
Molecule: messenger RNA, 1130 nt
Organism: Priapulus caudatus
Lineage: Eukaryota; Metazoa; Priapulida; Priapulimorpha; Priapulimorphida; Priapulidae
Product: ranBP-type and C3HC4-type zinc finger-containing protein 1-like
Exons: 4
Coding region: 154-483 (109 amino acids)
Molecular function (GO): protein binding
Source: RefSeq, a predicted model, not a curated record